Messenger RNA from Symbiodinium necroappetens, 4929 nucleotides. The record is from the annotation of a GenBank genome assembly. NCBI's taxonomy places the organism in Eukaryota, Dinophyceae, Suessiales, Symbiodiniaceae.
AUGAACGAUCGACCUUCCCCGUCCCGCAGGCCGUCUUCGCGCAGCUCGUCGCUGCGGCGACUCGGCGGCUGGGUCGUCGCGCGCCUGUCGAACCUUCACUGGGUCGACGAGCGGCUGGCCCGUUCCGCCCAGUUGUACGGCCGUCACACGGCCCUGAUACUGGAUCUCUACGGUUUCCGCACGGUGAUCAAUCUGCGGGGGGAGAACCUGGAGACCACCUGGUAUGCCGACGAGGCGGAGGCCUGUCGCGCGCUGGGUGUCGCCUUCCUGGACGUACCGAUCAAUUCGCGCCGGAUCCCGCGCCGCGCGGAACUGCUGGCUCUGGUGCAGGCCUUCGAUGCGCUGGAGGCGCCGGCGCUGAUCAAGUGCGCGGGCGGCGCGGACCGCACGGGACUGGCCUGCUUUCUCUAUCUGAUCGACCGCAGGGGACCCGGGCAUUUUCCGGCGGCCCGGCGGCAUCUGACAGCCUGGCCCUACCUGCAUAUCCCCAAACUGCAGCAGCGCUGGCUGCGGCAGCUCCUGAUCUACUGGCAAACCCAUCGGGGUCCGGAGAUGCCGCUGCGCUGCUGGCUGGCCGAGAUCUACGAUCCGCAGCACUUCGCCGGCUGGCUGGAUGCACGGGGCCUGCGCGGCACCUACCGCAGCGAUUUGGGCACUUUGGGCUCCGCCUUUGCACGUUUCGUCUAUGCCUUUCCCCUGGCCGUCGCCUAUCUGCUGGUGACGGCCGAACUGGCGGGAACGCCCGUGCCCGGCAUCCAUGGCGCCUUCCUGGUCUACGCGCUGCUCGGCGGUACUGCGCAGAUCCUUGCCACGGUCUGCCUGAUCGAGGCCUUCGGUUACCGGAACUUCGCGGUCGCCACGGCCUAUUCGAAGACCGAGACGGUCCAGGCCGCCGUGUUCGGCCUGAUCCUGCUGGGCGAUGCACUGAGUCCCCUGGCGGCACUGGGCAUCGCGAUCUCGCUGGCGGGCGUCGUCGCAAUCUCUCUGAAACGCCAGAAGGCCGGUUGGCGACAGCUUCUCACAGGUUGGCUGCAGCCGGCGGCGCUCUUGGGGAUCGCCUCGGGUGCCGGCUUCGCGCUCUCCGCCGUCUGCUACCGUGCGGCCAGUCUGUCGCUGGAGCCGGUGGGUGCCGGCCUGCAGGCGGCGACGACGCUGGCCUGGGUGCUGGGGUUGCAGACCCUCGCCAUGGGGGCCUGGCUGGCCUGGCGGCGGCCGGCGCAGCUUCGGGCGGUCUUCGCGAGCUGGCGGACCUCCGGCUGGAUCGGGGCGGCGGGCAUGGCGGCCUCGGCCGGCUGGUUCACCGCGAUGACGCUCGAGAACGCCGCGCAUGUGCGCGCCCUCGGUCAGGUCGAACUGGUCUUCACGCUGGCGGCCUCCUGGCUGUUUUUCAAGGAACGCUCGACCGCCGUCGAACUGCUGGGGAUCUCCGCCGUGGUGGCGGGCAUCGUUAUCCUGCUGCUGGGGAUGAGACCCCUGACCAUCGGAUUUAUCGUCGCCGUGGCCGUCGCCGCCGGCAUUGCGCUGGCGGUGCAGAAGUGGAGUCCUGCCGGCGGCUGUUCCCGCGAGCCCGGAGCCGGCGUCGAUUGGAGCGGCUGCAACCGCCAGGCGCUCGACCUGAGGAAUGAAGGCCUCAGCGGCAUGAUCUUCAUUGGGGCCGACAUCGCCCGCUCCGCGCUCGCGGGUGCGGAUCUGAGAAAGGCGGACUUCACGCGAGCCCGGCUGGACCGCGUGGUCUUCGACGGAGCCGACCUGCGAGAGGCGCUGUUCGACCGGGCCGAGGGGCCGCGGGCCAGUUUCCGAAACGCCGAUCUUGCCGGCGCCGAUCUCAGCAAGGCGAUUCUGCCGCGCGGCGACUUUGCGGGCGCCGUCCUCUCGGAGGUCAAGCUCGCCAAGGCGGACCUGCAACGCAGCGAUCUGCAGCAAGCGAACCUUGAGGGCGCGGACCUCAGCGAAACGAUGCUGGCGCGCGCGGAUCUGCGCGACGCGCGCCUGGGCGGCGCCGACCUGGCGAAGGCCUAUCUGAUGAUGGCCGAUCUGCGGGGGCUUGAUCUCUCGGCCACCGAGGGACUCACGACGGCACAGCUGGCCGAGGCCUGCGGCGAUGCCGACACCCGGCUACCGUCCGACGUGGUGCGCCCGGAUACCUGGCCUUGCCUCUCUCUGGAAGAGGUAAAGAGCUUGAAGGCCGGGUCGGCCAUCUUGGCUGUAGAUGGCGCAGACCUCCACCGUCGCGCCCUUGGCCAUCAGGGCCUCCAGCAGGCUGCGCACCGUCAUGCCGGUCGGCGUGAUGGUCUCGGUCGCGGCCUCGGGAGGGGUCGCCAGGGCGACAUCGCCGGCCGGCCCGCAGAGCAGAAGGUCGACCCGACGCCCUUUUCCGGCAACCUGAUUCGACAGCACCAGAGCCAUCGCCUGGGUCUCGCUGUCCGCCGCGGUUAUCACCGUCAGCAGGUGCAUCGGCGGUUCGUCGUCCUCGCUGGCCUUGGCACCUUGCGGCGCAGAGAUCGUCAGGGCGAGAAGCAGGGCGGCCAGCAGCGGUUUAGCCAAGCUGGGAAGCAGUCGGCGGCGGGGCAGCGUGAAAGGCAUGGCGGCAGUCUCCUGAAAUGCAUCCGGCGGGCCGGUGGCCCGAGGCGCGGCCGCUUCGGCACACUGCCGAUCCAUCAUGGAUUCUUUUGUAUUUGGAGGCUGUUCCCCGUGUCCGUCGCAUCGCGUACCAACCUCGCCGUCAAUGGCCCGCGCUUCUGGGAAACCAUCGAGACUUCGGCCGCCAUCGGCACCGGGCCGGAAGGCGGUCUGAGGCGCCUGGCGCUGGGCGACGCCGACCGGGAGAUGCGCGACCGCUUUGCCGCCUGGUGCCGGGAGGCCGGCUACGCUGUUUCGGUCGACCGGCUGGGCAAUCUGUUCGCGCGUCGGGCCGGAACGGACGACAGCCUGCCCCCCGUUCUGAUCGGCAGCCAUCUGGAUACCCAGGCCGCCGGCGGCCGCUUUGACGGCAUCGUUGGCGUGCUGGGCGGACUGGAGGUGCUGCGCAGUCUGGACGAUCUGGAGAUCGAGACCCGGCGACCGGUCGAGGUGGUCAACUGGACCAACGAGGAGGGUGCGCGCUUUACCCCGCCGAUGCUCUCCUCCGCCGUUUUCGCCGGCCUGCGCGAGCUGGACUGGGCCCUGGCGCGCGAAGACGAUACCGGCGUCACCGUCGGGGCGGAACUGGAUCGCAUCGGCUACGCCGGCCCGGCGCCGGUCGGCGGGCGCGCGCUGGACAGCUACUUCGAGAUCCACAUUGAGCAGGGGCCUCGCCUGGAAGCCGAAGGGUUCCGGGUCGGCCUCGUUACCGGCGCCUACGUCGCACGCGGCAUGAUCCUGAAGAUCGAGGGGGAGAACGCGCACUCGGGUCCGACGGCCAUGCAUCUGCGCCAGAACGCCAUCGUCGGCGCGGCCAUGAUGGCGGUCGCAGUCAACGAGGUCGGGUGGCGCUAUUCCUGGUGCGACGGCAAGUCCACGGUGGCGCGGCUGGAGGCCUGGCCGAACAAGCCGGGCAUUCUGUCCGACGAAGCGCGGCUGUUCGUCGAUUUCCGAAGCCCCGAUGCGGACACCACGGCCCGGAUGGAGGCGGAGAUCCGGGCCGCUCUGCCGGAUGCCGAACGGCGCAGCCAGUGCCGGAUCGAGGUUGCGGAAGACUGGACCUUCGGCGAUCUCGCCUUCGACGAGGGCUUGCUCGACCUGGUCCGCGCCACCGCCGGGCGCCUGGAGGUUCCGCUGCUGGAACUGCCGAGUCAGGCAGGCCACGACGCCUACAAUCUGUCCAAGCUUUGCCCAACGGUGUUGAUCUUCACGCCCUGCGCCGGCGGGAUCACGCACAACGAAAAAGAAGACACGUUCAACCCCCUGGCACGCCUGCGUCUGACCUCACGGACGACGCUGCUGACCAUCAGCCUGAUCGCCUUCUCGAUCGCGGCGGUGAGCGCCGUCACGAUCUUCCAGCUCAACCGGGAGAUCGAGCGGCAGGUUAUCGAGCGGCAGGCGGCGAGCCUGCGCAUCGCCGCGAUGAUCAUGGAGCAGAACUACAGCUCCUUCGAGGCGGAGUACGACAACUCCGGCGAGGUGGUGAAGCUGACCAUGCGGGAGAUCCCCGAGUUUCUGCAUCAUCUGGUGAUCGAUCAGAUCGGUCAGAUGACCGGCGAGACGGCGACGCUCUUCGCCUUUCAGCCGGAGGACGGGGACUUCUGGCGGCGCACCACCAACAUCAUCAAGCCGGACGGCCAGCGCGCCGUCGGGACGCCGUUGGGCAAGACCGGGGCAGUGCAUGCCGCGAUCAUGCGGGGCGAAACCUUCCUGGGCGAGGCGAACAUCCUGGGCCAGGACUACUACACCAUCUACAAGCCGAUCUUCAGCCCGGACGACCGGGUCAUCGGCAUUCUCUAUGCCGGCGUUCUGAAGUCGGACAUCGCCGCGGUGCUGAACAAGAUGACGCUGGGCCUGGCCGGCGCGGCGGCCGUUCUGCUGCUGAUCUCCGCCGCGGCGGCCUGGGGCCUGUUCCAUCUGAUGCUCCGCCCGAUCCCGAGGCUCGCCGGCGUGAUGCAACGCAUGUCGCAGAACCAGGCGGUCGAGGUUCCCUACCAGGACAAGCAGGACGAACUGGGCGAGAUGGCCCGUACACUCGAGGUUUUCCGCGCCGGUCUGGAGGAGAACGAGAAACUCCGCGCCGAGCAGCUGCAGGCCGAGCGCCGCGCGGAAGAGGAGAAGCAGGCGGCCCUUCGGAACCUCGCGGAACAGUUCGAAACGGAUGUCGGCCGCAUCGUCGAGGCCGUUCGCCAGGGCAGUGCCGCGUUGAACCGGGAGGCAGGCAGCGUCUCCAGCCUGGUCGAGCAGACCGAGGGCACCUCGGCCCGCGUCGCCGGCUCCACCCAGGAGGCCUCCAACGCCGUGCAGUCG